AUGCAGGUUGGUCACGAAUGUUACUGUGGCAAUGCCAAUGACCGAUUCAACAAGAGACCAGAACCAGAAUGCAGUAUUCCUUGCUCUGGAAAUAAAACAGGAAUGUGCGGUGGCGACUGGCGGCUAAGUAUUUAUAAAAUAGAUAAUUGUACUGUAUAUACUGAUGGAACCAAAGCAUCGACUGAUGAAGGCAAAACAACUAAUACUGCAAUUGUUCAAACUGCAACAAAUGGGUAUUCACACCGAAAAAUCAAAGACAGCACUCCUCAACCAGUAGACAAAACAAUGUGUUCCUGUCCAUGUAAGCGUAUGGGUAGAAGUAUGAGCGUUUCUGAACUAGACGAGGUUGUUGCUAAAAUCAAACAGGAACUGCAAAUUGAUAGAAAAAACCUUAGUUCUUACAAAAGAUCUAAACGUUCACAAACUGAUACUCGUACCUUGUCUAUGUGUAUGGGGAUCGUAGGAGGAAUAGUUAUAUCUAUCCCAAUUCUCUCUAUAAUUAUCUGUGAUGUGAUAAACAUAUUAAAUAGAAAGUAUUUACUUGAGUUGUAUGUGUGUUUUACUAUAUCGAGAUACACUGACUUGAAAAACAAGCACGAAGAUUUGAGUGCACAUAAAAUUGCCACAACACUUUGCUACGAAGACCAUUUUAUUUUGUUACUUUGA
Molecule: messenger RNA, 666 nt
Organism: Mytilus trossulus (common blue mussel)
Lineage: Eukaryota; Metazoa; Mollusca; Bivalvia; Mytilida; Mytilidae
Exons: 2
Coding region: 1-666 (221 amino acids)
Source: RefSeq, a predicted model, not a curated record